Messenger RNA from Vitis vinifera (wine grape), 762 nucleotides. RefSeq names its product basic leucine zipper 34-like. NCBI's taxonomy places the organism in Eukaryota, Viridiplantae, Streptophyta, Magnoliopsida, Vitales, Vitaceae. Gene Ontology annotation, cellular component: nucleus. The transcript has 4 exons. Bases 1 to 762 code for a protein of 253 amino acids. Gene Ontology annotation, biological process: positive regulation of DNA-templated transcription. The record is from RefSeq and is a predicted model, not a curated record. Gene Ontology annotation, molecular function: DNA binding; DNA-binding transcription factor activity.
AUGGAGAAUGGGAAGCAGCCUUGCACCAAGGGGCUACAGUUAACAAAAAACAUAAACCCGAAUGGAGCGCCUUCUUCCACUGGUAGCCAGGCCUUUAAGAUGAUUUCUCCGGUGGAUAUUCCAUGCGGUACUGCUCCAUUUCCUUUAUUCAAAAAACCCUCCUUCAUGAACCAUGUUGGAGAUGGCCGCAGUGGGACUAUGAAGCAAUAUCCAGAGCCUUCCCAAGGUAAGCUCAGUACUCCAGAUGAUAGAAACAAGCAAAUAUUGAUGCAACAUCAACCAUCAGAUAAGGCACCAAUCUCGGGUGAUGGAGUAGCAGCAUCUUCUAGCAGUGGUUUGCCUUUGGAUUCUGAUAAGCCUGGAAAUCAACCAAAGUCCAAAUGGGAUCGGAACCUGAACAAUUCUAACAUGGAUCCGAAAAAGCUCAAAAGGAUUCUUUCAAACAGACUUUCCGCUCAAAAAUCUAGGCAGAAAAAAUUUCAAUACAUUGAUGAAAUGGAAAGAAAGGUGAAAGCCUUAGAGGCUGAAAUAUCUUUGCUCACUCCUCAAGUAGCAGUUCAGGAACACCGGGUUGAAUUAUUGAAAAUGGAGAACAGUUUCUUGAAUCAAAAGUUGGCUUCCGUGGAAGAGAAGAAUGUGAUAAAAGAUGCUGUAGUGGAACAGAAAAGAGAGGAAGUGAGGAGGCUUAAGGAGAUUUACAGGCUUCAACAACAGCAAAUCCAGGGUAGAGGAAUGUUCGGUUGGAAAAUGGGAUUCAUGUGA